Messenger RNA from Pecten maximus, 4138 nucleotides. Its product is annotated as cell wall protein DAN4-like. Bases 154 to 2262 code for a protein of 702 amino acids. The transcript has 10 exons. The record is from RefSeq and is a predicted model, not a curated record. NCBI's taxonomy places the organism in Eukaryota, Metazoa, Mollusca, Bivalvia, Pectinida, Pectinidae.
UACUAUGUGUAUCUUUCCUCCGGGCCACAAUGGACGGAUGUUUAGUCACCCAACACACGGGCAUCGUAUUUCUCACGUGUGCAUUUUACAACACACGUCCACUUCGGAUCAGGAGAGACGAGAACUAGCGACACAGAGGAAAACAUCGAACACAUGUUGGCGAUAUCCGAACAUUUCCCUCCGACUGGCAUGACGACAUCGGGGCGCUCGCUAUGGACGAUAUUGACAGUGAGUGUGUCCCUGAUGUGUGCUUACUCCGUCAAAUUGGAUUGUCAGGAGAUGGAAGCGUGUACAGACAAGCUUAGAGGCAUGAAUCACACUAUCAGCAAUCGUGUGGGGACAAGUCAAAUGAUCAAAACCUGCAUUCAGCUUACACAGAACUUCCCAACGUGCUUCGAACCGGCUAAAAAGACAUGUGGACUAAAGUUUGAUGAUACCAUUCCAUACAGGCUUCUUUAUUAUAAUACAAAGGAUUCGUGUAAUAAAGGCUGUCCUAUAUUCCAGCCCCUCUUAAACUGUGAGACAAAGGUGGCAUACGUGGAUCUAAGCACAGACAAAAACAAAUAUUGUAGAUCAUACAUUGAAAGUAUGGAGUGCCUUGAAACUACUUUAGUAAACAUAACAUGUUCCUAUGGUGAGCAGACGAGUGCCUACAUCCUAGACACAGUUUACGAUCAGAGCUCGCGACAGUUCGGAGACGGAGUGUGUAUGGCGGCCAAAGACUGUACAGAUGUUGACAAUGCUGUGACGUCAGUGAAAGCAUGUUUACUCCAAUGGAACUCGACAAGAGAUUAUUCUGACAGUGGAACCGAUGCGUUAAAAUCAUGCGUUUCAAAGAUAACCACAUGCUCCGACGCCCUCAAGAUGGUUCCCUAUUUCGAAGAAAGUCUCAUUGGAAUUGACGUUACGGCUCGAUUGACGACAGAAACACCAGAAACGUCAUCUGCAGUAACCACAACAACAGCACCCAUGACGUCAUCAGUAAGGUCACCAUCCUCCUCUACAAUCGACACUUCCGUCCGGACAUCAAAUGCCACUCGACCCUAUAUUGAGGAUGUUUUGACUAAAAUAUCCAGACAACCACUCGAAACUACAACGGCUACAACAAAAGGCACCACUAUACUACCUGACCCAAUUACGACUUCUUUCCGCCACGAAACGAGCAGUUCCCAAAUGACGACAUCUUCGAAACCCAAAACGAGCAGUUCUCCAACGAAGACAUUUUCAAAUCUCACAACGAGCAGCUCUCCAAUGAAGACACCUACGGAUACCACAAAAGGCAUCUCUAUACUGUCUGGCCCCAUUACGACUUCUGUCCGCCACGAAACGAGCAGUUCCCAAAUGACGACAUCUUCAAAUUUCAAAACAAGCAGUUCUUCGAUUACGACAUCUUUCACUGAAAAAACGAAGAGUUUUCAGAAUGAUAUAUUUUCAAAUCCUAAAUCAAGUAUUUCUCCAGUAACCACAUCUCCCAGCCACCAAACAAGCAAUUCUCAUUUUGAAAUUACCUCUCAAUCUAUUGCAUCAACAGAAAAGAAUGACCCUCCCUCGAACAGAGGCUUUGUCAUUCCAAAAGUUUCCGCCACACCAAGCCUUAAAUUCACGGAAUCGUCAACUGGUGGUGACAAAGAUGACAGCGUUACUAUGGAAACACAAAGUCACAGCAGCGUCGUGGAAAUGGAAAGUUCAACUGUUCUGUCAUCAGGACCAGCGUUCAGUGCAGAAGACGAAAAUGAAGUAACACAGGAUGCUGUUGUGAACACCUCACUCUUUUCGGCAGUCGUUGAAAAUGAGAUGACAACACCGUCCAGUGAACAACAAACUGCCAAGUCAGACCAAAAUACUGUCACCGCUGGACUAGCGGACCGACAGAGCUACUCCGGGAAUACACCCCCACGUGUCAAUGACGGGAUAUCAGAGGAGGUGCAUGAGAAAGUUCCCAGUUCCGUUCCAGAGCCAACCAGAGUCUCGACAAGGCCUGUAAAAACAUCAACCGUAGGAAGGGAGAUAACUCGAACAUUAUAUUCGUCAGGAAAGAGUCGGAUUGAAACGACAACAUCUAGAUUACCUCUCAAAUCGGAAUCAGUUACAAGAAUAUCGACGGUAAAGUCAGACGUUCCUUCGACAUCACUAACGUCAAAGACGACGACGUCACUUUCAAAAGGAGCCCACAGUGGUGACACUAACGGUGGUGCCAUUCUAGUCCGGUCCAGAGCGAUAAUGUGGAUUUUAGUAACUCUUGUAUCUUACUUCUUCACGUGAAUCUGUCUUGCGAACUUUGUGGAUACGAGGAACGAAUGAAUCGAGUGUAUGCUGAAUGCUGAUGGAAGAACGGAUGGAUCGAAGAGGAUGAGUGUAAACUAUAUAUGGAUGAUUGGUUGUAAAAGUUGAUAAAUAUCUGUUUUGAUUUUGAACUGAUUAAUUUUGAUUAUAUCAUCGGUAAUUUCAGUAAUAGUGCCGGUAAGUUAAUUAUAUUUCCAAUAAGUUACCAAUGCUAGCUAUCAGUAUUCAGUAUUAUGGGUAAUAUUAAUUGAUACCGGUUAUACCAAUCGUAGCACCGGUAUUUUUAUUAUAUUGCCGGUAAUAUUGAUAUUUUGCAAAAAAUUAUUACGAUUUUAUUUUUGUAAUUUCUUUAGUGUUUUUUUUUAAGUAUACUAAUAUCGGGUUUAGUAUUAAUUGUGAGAAGAAUCUGAAAUAUACAUAUGUUCAUCGAGUGAAUCACUACUGACCUGUGACCCUAACACGUGACCAGUGCAUCGCUGACAAGUUAAUUAUCAAUCAGUGUUGAUCGAUAUAGAAAUGUUGUAUUGCUUUUUAUAGUGUGGUGGAAUGACCUGUCGUUUUGAAAUUUGCGUGGGAUAUUUAUAUUAGGCGAGUGCAUUUCCAUGCUUAGUGAGUCCUAGAACACGCCCACGACGUAGUCAGGACUACUACUUCACAUCACAAAUAUAUAAUAAUGAUAUGAAUAAAUAAUAGAUUAUUCUUUGUUCCGUAUGUCAGAUAUGGCUUAUAACAUGCUAUUAAUAACGUUAUACUGGUUAGCGCUGUCUGACUGUAGCAAACAUUGUACGACCAUCACCUGUUCUCAUACAUACAUACAUAUAUCGAACUUAUAUUGUUGUUUUACGAUAAACCUUGUAUCUACCUUCAGGUAUGGCCUUACAAUACACAAAUUAACUGACAGAUAUAAAAAAAGCUGACCAAUUAGAUUAAAAUGUCAAUUUUCCAACAAGAAAUGGACGUAGAUUGACAGGUAUUCCUAAUUCAUUUUUCUAUUUUCACCCCUAAUUACUACGCUAUUUACAUGUUAACACGCGCUGGUCUUAAUUGGAAGUGGGAUAAAAGUAACAAACAACCAGAUCGGGACUUCUCUGAAUUUGAGACACACGUUUUUAUCCACUGCCCCAUCUGGUGACCAGUUGUCACCCCCACCAACCUACUGUCCCUCAUGUCUAAUCGAGGUCAUUGAUACAUAUGACCUUUGAGUGUGUUUGUGCUUCAUAUGUGUGAUUUAAAUAAAAUCGGCGUUCAACUAAGAUGCAGGUAUAGUCGCCAACACUCGGGAAACAUCGUUCCUUUCCGUCGGGGAUCAGAUCUGUCGUCACUACUGAUUAAGUUUACUCAUGGCUGGACCUAAAAACUAACCAUCGUCCAAACUUAACUGUAAUACAGCGAUAAAUGUGUCCGAAAUUUGAAGUUAUCAAGAAUCUAUAGCUUAAAUGCGAAGAGUACAUGUAGCCGUGUGUCUGCAAACUGGGCUCCAACAUGAAAAAAUAACUUAUUACAAAAGACUCAAUUAUUUCAUUUUACGAUUAAGACAGAUAUUGAAGGCCUAAAUUAUGAAUUAAACUUAAUUUAGACUUGAAGUAAAACGCAUGAUGAUAGUAAUGUAUAGAACCCGGAUGUACAUACAUGUAUAGGUAUACGAUUCUGGAUAAAUAAUCACGGCGGAGACGUGUGAGAAUCGGCCACUAAGAUAAAAGGGAUGGUUUAAUGAGUGACAACAUUAAUUGAACGACUUUAUUUUAAUUUGUGGAUAACAGAAGUAUGGUUACCAACAGAAAAAUCAAAACAAUUCAUCCGAGAUAUGAUAUACAAUAUUCCAUGUUUGUUGAAAUAAAAUAUUGAUCACUACUUC